Molecule: messenger RNA, 903 nt
Organism: Hansenula anomala
Lineage: Eukaryota; Fungi; Ascomycota; Saccharomycetes; Phaffomycetales; Wickerhamomycetaceae
Product: RTA1 domain-containing protein
Exons: 2
Coding region: 1-903 (300 amino acids)
Cellular component (GO): membrane
Source: RefSeq, a predicted model, not a curated record
AUGGCUACUGAAAGAAUAGUGUGGAGAAACUAUUGGUAUAAUCCAUCAUUAGCUGGUGCUAUCAUCUUUAUUAUAUUGUUUUUUGCAUUGACUUUGAUAGAGACAUUCCAAGCUUACAAGACUUCACAAGCUACAGCUCAAUAUAACGGAUCUUAUAGAUUUGUUUUGAUUUUGAUUCCUUUUCAUUUGGGGUUAUAUUGUGAAUUUUUGGGAUAUAUUGGUAGAACAAUAAGUCAUGGAAAUAUUGAAGAUCAACAUUCUUAUAUCAUGCAAACUUUGUUGUUGUUGAUUGGUCCACCAUUCUUUUCUGCUUCAAUCUAUAUGGUAUUUGGAAGAAUUGUGACAAAUAUUCUUCAUAAUGAAAAUUAUUUAUUGCUAUAUCCAAAAUAUAUAACAAAAGUUUGUGUUGUUGGGGAUAUUAUAUCAUUAUUAUUACAAGCUGCAGGUGGUGGUAUUAUGGCCAAUACUAAGAAAAAUAUCAAUAAUUUUGCACUUGGUGAAAAUGUUAUCCUUGGAGGGUUAGCUGUUCAAAUUUUGUUCUUUGGAUUCUUUGUGAUUAUCGAGGCAACUUAUUAUAUAAGACUUCACAAGAAUAUGCAAUCAAGUGAAUAUAAUUCAAGAGUUAUCAAUCAAGAAAUAAGACAUUUCCCAAAUAAGUUCAACGAUUGGAAAACAAUUCUCUUGACAUUGUUUUUAUGUUCAAUUUUCAUUUUGAUUAGAUCUAUAUAUAGAGUUGUUGAGUUUUCACAGGGGAAUAAUGGUUAUAUUGCAAGACAUGAAUGGUUUUUAUAUUUUUUUGACGCAUUGAUGAUGUUCUUCAAUGCAUUAUUGUUUGUUUCACAAGAUGUUUCAAAUUAUUUCCUCAAGACAAUCCCAUUAACAUUAGAAGUUGCAUCUACAUAG